This is a messenger RNA of Lotus japonicus, 1687 nucleotides long. RefSeq names its product calreticulin-3. NCBI's taxonomy places the organism in Eukaryota, Viridiplantae, Streptophyta, Magnoliopsida, Fabales, Fabaceae. Gene Ontology annotation, cellular component: endoplasmic reticulum; endoplasmic reticulum membrane. The record is from RefSeq and is a predicted model, not a curated record. Gene Ontology annotation, biological process: protein folding. The transcript has 14 exons. Gene Ontology annotation, molecular function: calcium ion binding. The coding region runs from base 103 to 1356 and encodes 417 amino acids.
AAUUUACAUUAAUUGUGUUCAUCUGUGCACUCUUUCCAACUCCAAUUUGAAGCAUCUUCUUCUUCAGUUCCCACCAUUGUCAGUCAGUGAAGAAGGAAUGAGAUGGGUAACACCAAUCUUGUUCAACUCCUGCUUCUACUUCUUCUAACUCUUCACUCUUCCUUCGCCGAGGUUUUUUUUGAAGAGAGAUUCGAAGAUGGAUGGAAGAGCCGUUGGGUUUUGUCAGAUUGGAAAAGAAGUGAAGGAAAGGCGGGUACUUUUAAGUACACGGCAGGAAAAUGGCCUGGAGAUCCUGAUGAUAAAGGUCUACAGACAUAUAAUGACGCAAAACAUUUUUCCAUAUCUGCAAAGAUUCCAGAGUUAAGCAAUAAGAACAAGACCCUGGUGGUCCAGUAUUCUAUUAGAUUUGAGCAGGACAUCGAGUGUGGUGGUGGUUACAUCAAACUUCUUUCUGGUUAUGUUAAUCAGAAAAAGUUUGGUGGUGAUACGCCUUAUAGUUUCAUGUUUGGACCAGACAUAUGUGGCACACAGACUAAGAAGCUCCAUGUUAUACUGUCCUACCAGGGCCAGAAUUAUCCUAUCAGAAAAGAUUUGCAAUGUGAAACAGACAAAUUAACUCAUUUCUAUACAUUUAUACUAAGGCCUGAUGCUACUUAUAGUGUCCUUGUUGAUAAUCGAGAAAGAGAUUCUGGAAGCAUGUACACAGAUUGGGACAUCCUUCCUCCAAGGAAAAUCAAAGAUGUCAAAGCAAAAAAGCCAGCAGACUGGGAUGAUAGAGAGUACAUUGAAGACCCUAAUGCUGUCAAACCAGAGGGAUAUGAUUCAAUUCCAGCUGAAAUUCCUGAUCCAAAAGCCAAGAAGCCUAUUGACUGGGAUGAUGAAGAUGAUGGACUUUGGAAGGCCCCCAAAAUUCCUAAUCCAGCAUACAAAGGACCGUGGAAACGCAAGAAAGUCAAGAACCCCAACUACAAGGGAAAGUGGAAAACUCCAUGGAUUGAUAACCCAGAAUUUGAAGACGACCCUGAUCUUUAUGUGCUGAGACCAAUAAAGUAUGUGGGCAUUGAAGUGUGGCAGGUGAAGGCCGGUUCAAUUUAUGACAAUAUCUUAAUUUGUGAUGACCCACAGUAUGCAAAGCAAAUUGUGGAAGAAUAUAUGGUUAAUUAUAGAGAGGCUGAAAAAGAAGCUUUCGAAGAAGCAGAAAAAGAAAGAAAGGCUCGGGAAGAAGAGGAGGCCCAGAGAGCAAGAGAAGAGGGUGAAAAGAGGAGGAGAGAGAGGGAUCAUAAAUACGGAGAUAGGAGGCGCCGUAGAAGGCCGGAUCCCCACGAUUACAUGGAUGAUUACCAUGAUGAACUCUGAAAUGUGCACCGUGCGGGUAGUUGGGGUGCUGCAUCAUAAUUACAGCAAUCUUCAAUGCCACCUUCCAAGUUUGAAAUAUUUUCGAGUGUUGUGACCAAAAGCUGCAUCUACACUGACCAUACCAACUUGUACAACAUGAUUAGAUAUGUGUAUGACUUAUGUUUGAGCGUCAUCCAUUAUCUUCUUUUCUUUUGGAUUGUUCAUUGCAGCUGUGACUGCACUCAAAGCAUGGAACUAAAACUUUCUCUAUAUCUGUGCCCAAAAGAAAAGAAAUUAUCCAUAUUUUUUUUUUCUUUUUGGUACUUUCUCAUGAUUGAAAAUUCUUCUAUAA